CUCCACUUCCACGGCAACGCCGAGGUCUGCGGCGAGGCCGACGACAUCGCGCCCGUGUUCCACGCCGCGGGCUUCGCGCUCGUGUCCGUCGACUACCGGGGCUACGGCUGGUCGACGGGGUCGCCCGGCGUGACGCACCUCUGCGGCGACGCGGACGCGGUCCUCGACUUCCUCGUCAAAGGCGGCGUGCCGGGCAUCGCCGAGGGCUGCAAGGUCGUCGCCUGGGGCCGGUCCAUCGGCGCGCUGUCCGCCGUGCACCUAGCGGCGUCGCGCGCGGCGUCCAUCCACGGCCUCGUCGUCGACUCCGGGCUCAUGUCCAUCGCGUCGCUGCCCAUGGUGAAGCAGCUCGCGGCGACCAUGGGCGCCGGCGAGAUGCUCGGUGGCCUCAAGGACCCGACGGCCGCCCCUUUUGGAUCUACGACGCUCCGGAAGGCGCAGACCGUCGGCUGCCCGUCGCUCGUGCUCCACGGCGACCGCGACGACAUCGUCCCCGCGUCCCAGGGCCUCAGCUGCUUCAACGCCCUCGGCGCGCCCGACAAGGUCCACGAGCGCUUCGCCGCCGCGGGCCACAACGAC
Molecule: messenger RNA, 576 nt
Organism: Aureococcus anophagefferens
Lineage: Eukaryota; Pelagophyceae; Pelagomonadales; Pelagomonadaceae
Exons: 1
Source: RefSeq, a predicted model, not a curated record